This is a messenger RNA of Aureobasidium subglaciale EXF-2481, 1638 nucleotides long. RefSeq lists its product as uncharacterized. The coding region runs from base 1 to 1638 and encodes 545 amino acids. The record is from RefSeq and is a predicted model, not a curated record. NCBI's taxonomy places the organism in Eukaryota, Fungi, Ascomycota, Dothideomycetes, Dothideales, Saccotheciaceae. Gene Ontology annotation, cellular component: mitochondrion; cytosol. The transcript has 2 exons. Gene Ontology annotation, molecular function: tyrosine-tRNA ligase activity; ATP binding; RNA binding. Gene Ontology annotation, biological process: tyrosyl-tRNA aminoacylation.
AUGCCAUCACCGACACUCUGGCGUAGCACAUCACUGCACCCGCUGAGCCCAUACGUCUGCACGAAUCGCGCCUCGAUAUCAGCAUUGCGCUAUCUCUCACGGAGUGCAGUGGCUAGAAAGAGCAAUUCCGAGACAUUAUGGGACCAACAGGCUGAAAGGAUACGCGCUGGUCAUAGGAAGAGUUUAUUGACAAUACUGGAAGAGCGUGGCUACGUCAAAGACCUGGCAGGUGAUCGCAAUGCUCUUGACAAGUUGCUCACCGAUAAGUGCAUUGGUGCGUAUUCCGGCAUCGACCCGACUGCUCCUUCGCUUCAUCUGGGUCACCUUCUGCCGAUGAUGGUUCUGUUCUGGAUGUACAUACAUGGUCACAAGGCUGUCUCCGUCAUUGGAGGUGCAACUGCAAGAAUUGGCGAUCCCACAGGACGUCUGAUCAGCCGACAAGAGAUGGACAGAGACACAAUUGCUUCCAAUUUUAUCUCGCUGCAGAGCUGUGUGCGAGCCAUGUGGCAGAAUGCAGAGCGAUAUGCUGAGAGACAUGGCUACCCCAAAGAGAAGACUUGGAGUAGGAGUGUAAAGAACAAUACAGUCUGGCUGAGAAAGCUCAAGAUCAUCGACUUCUUAACUGAUGCUGGUACCGUCGCUCGAAUGGGUGCUAUGCUAGGUAGAGACACUGUCAAAAAUAAGAUGGCCCAAGGUGAUGGCAUGUCCUAUGCCGAAUUCACCUACCCUCUGCUACAAGCCUACGAUUGGUGGCAUCUGUAUCAAUCAGGUGUUCAGGUUCAGAUUGGUGGCUCCGAUCAGUAUGGCAACAUUGUCGCAGGUAUGGACCUGAUCAAACACUUGACACCUAGACCAUCAACCUCGCCGGAGACCAAGCAGUUGUCCGGUCCUUUCGGCUUGACAGUGCCUCUUUUGACUACUGCUGCCGGUGCCAAGUUUGGCAAGAGUGCUGGAAACGCCAUCUGGCUCGAUAAGACUAUGACCACUCCUUUUGAGCUCUACGGUUUCCUUGUCGGCUCUGCUGAUGCCGACGUGGAGCGUUAUCUAAAGCUCUUCACCUUCCUCCCUCUGGACCAAAUCUCGAGCGUCAUGGCAGAACAUCAGGCCGAUCCCAGCCAACGCAAAGCUCAACAUCUUCUAGCACGCGAAGUUGUCGAUCUGGUUCACGGUCCUGAGGAAGCCGAAAACACGCAAAAGCGACACGGAUUCUCACGCCGACCAAAUUUGCAAACUCUCCAGGCCGAAGCAGAGAACAGCAAGGAAGGUCUGAACCGUCUUUACCUACCGCACAGUCUCGUACAUUCAAAGGCACCAGCGCGCAUCUUAUACCACGCCGGCCUGGCCAAGAGCAACAGCCAUGGUCUCCGCAUGGUCAACUCCGGAGGUGCUUACAUUGGCAUUCAGUCUGAAGAAAAAGAGCCAACAUCUGAUGGCGAGCUCAAGUUCCGCCCCUUGAGGGGUGUGACCACUUCCAUGGUCUCAGAGAUGAUCGCGAAGAGCAACAUACUUGUCCUUCGAACAGGCAAAUGGAAUGUGAAGCUGAUCGAAGUCAUCAGGGACGACGAAUAUGAGCAGAAGGGUCUUAGCGCGCCUGGCUGGGAAGAAUUCAAGGAGGGGAGAGACGCACCAUCAUCCUGA